AUGGAUGUACGAGCGUUGACACCACGAAUUGCUCUGCCAAACAUGGUCAAAUCGAAGACUUCUGUUCCCCUACCACCAGGAUCAGUCUUGGAACAGAGAUCAGCUCGACUGCAGAUGAGCGAAAGCAUUCAUGCACCUCAAGAAGUUGUCGAUAUCGUCCUGUCUAAUCUUCAUGACGACCUUCCUUCGAAAGGCAUCUUCUCCUGCAUCGAAGUGUUUACCGUGCCUCCGCCCUCUCGCAGUGGUCACACCUUCAAGAAUCUUCUUGACUUGCUACCCGGAAUUAGUACAGAUUACACCGAUAUUGCCGUACAUGACAUCAGUCAAACGAUUCCGCCUUUCUCACACUUUUGCGAGCUUUUCGACUGGCGCUAUUUUUCACCUCACGUUCAAGAUGCUCUUGUCCAGUACUGGCAAACAUCCCAGAUUGUGGACUUUGACCUCGAAGAUAUCUAUCUCAUCGUCUUUGAGGGAAGAGACGGCUCAGACUGGAUCAAUGGGAGCUCUGAAGCAUCUUUCUCUUCUUUGGUGUCACAUCCAUGA
Messenger RNA from Guyanagaster necrorhizus, 543 nucleotides. RefSeq lists its product as uncharacterized. Bases 1 to 543 code for a protein of 180 amino acids. NCBI's taxonomy places the organism in Eukaryota, Fungi, Basidiomycota, Agaricomycetes, Agaricales, Physalacriaceae. The record is from RefSeq and is a predicted model, not a curated record. The transcript has 5 exons.